UCGCGCCAAUUCAGACUUGCAUCGUUCGUUGAAGAGGAAACGUUGCGAAGCGUUGUCAAGAAGAACAAUGGCUCUGUUCCCGCUGCUCGGCAACCGUGGAUCCUGGGGACCUUCGGACCUGGUGAGGCGCUUCUUGGACGACGACUUCGGUGGUUCGUUCCUUGACGGCGAGCUUUUCGACCCGCCGUUCUACCACCAGCGGUUCUACAUCCAGCCGCGCCACCAGCAACAGGCGUCUGACAGUGGCGUCUGCCCCGCUCGCCAGCAAGGCACUUCGGUCGCCUGCACGCCGGACAAGUUCGCGAUCAGCGUGGACACCCGCCACUUUACCCCGGAAGAAAUCAACGUCAAAACUCAAGACAACUGCGUCAUCAUUCACGGCAAGCACGAGGAAAAGUCUGAUGACCGCGGCUGCUACGUUAAGCGUGAGUUCACCCGCCGCUACGUUUUGCCGGAAGACGUUGACCCGCAGUCGGUGAAGUGUCACCUCAAGCCUAACGGUGUCCUGGCCCUUGAAGCUCCGCGCAAGAACGCCCCCAAGGAGCAGCCGAAGCCCAUUCCGAUCGCCAUCAAGCACGAAGGUGCCAGCGGAGAUGCGAAGAAAAAGUGAAGAGGCUAGCGUCGGGGGUUUGGCGCUGCGUACUUGAGAUCACGAUCAAGUCCAUCUUGAUCCAAGUGGAGCACCAAGGCUUCUAAAAGUGAGCUUCCGCAAUCCAGCCCACCCCUAGUCACCAUUUGUGUACAAACUGUCCGUGAACUUCUGUGUUGUAUUUAUUUUCCCACUCGUCCAGAGUGCUCGUGUUUAUUUUGUUUCUCUUUGUGUGCUGGUCAAUAAAACUGACAAGUGUUCAUUUCUAGAAA
Messenger RNA from Rhipicephalus microplus (southern cattle tick), 861 nucleotides. RefSeq names its product alpha-crystallin A chain. The record is from RefSeq and is a predicted model, not a curated record. Gene Ontology annotation, cellular component: nucleus; cytoplasm. Gene Ontology annotation, biological process: protein refolding; response to heat. Lineage: Eukaryota; Metazoa; Arthropoda; Arachnida; Ixodida; Ixodidae.